AUGCCACGCACAACAGAACACAUUGCUGACGUGCAUGCAGCAACAGAUGAGCAACUGGACAGCUAUAAUGAUCGGAUAGUAAACUACCUGCUGUCAUUGAAACACUUUGAAUUGCGACCAGUCAAUAUCGGACAAGUUGCAAUCAAUCGAGAUGAAUCUGAACAGAUUCUCACCAACACACUUUAUAAGGAUCCAGCACUUUUUCUUGAAAAAUGGGGCAAGUUUCUGACUGCAGAUUUGAUCCAGUCAUUUCCAACAGAUGAAACAGACUACGAAAUCACAUUCCAUCUUGAUCGUUUAAAAAAGUCGCUUUUUAUUCAUCAGCCAGUAUCUAAUCAGCAUUCAGAUACAGCAAAGUUGGUACGAAAUCGUCGAUUCAAAUACUUGAAACUCUUACUUGAUCGCAACGAUGAUUAUUUCUCUAUCCAUGCAAUGCGAGAUAGAGAGCCCAUCAUUUAUCAAGAAUAUAUUGGGCAAUUCAUAACUACUGAACAAAUGCAUGCAGAAUUUCCAUCAGAUAUGCGAUUGGUGGAUCGUAUUUUUCAUGAUGUAGACAAUGCAAUGUUUUUGGAAUCAAUUGGAAAACGCAGUUAUGGGGACAAUAGUAGCUUUUUGAAAAACACGAGUGUAUCAAGAAACAGCGACAAAGACGAGGAUAUUGUCGAGUAUGAUACUGAUUCAGACGAUAACGAGGAUCAAUCAGAGUUUACUGCACAUCCUAGACCUAAAUCAGAAAUCGAAUCAAAUGACAAUGCAAUUUCUGGUGAAUCUACUGAUCAGCUCCAGGUUGAACUCGACGAUAAUAAUACCACCAAAGAGCAAAUUGACUUGUUGGAAGUGGAAUUUAACCGAAUUAUGCAUGAGCGAUUUGUGGAUGGCUUAGAUGAUUUUGAUUACUCCAUAGUGGACAAUUGUGAAGAGUACGAUGAUUUUGAUAUUCUAGCAUUAGAUGCAGAGGAUCGAUAUUUUGAUAGUGAAGAUCCAAGUAACUGA
Batrachochytrium dendrobatidis JAM81 is the source of this 993-nucleotide messenger RNA. RefSeq lists its product as uncharacterized. The transcript has 3 exons. Bases 1 to 993 code for a protein of 330 amino acids. The record is from RefSeq and is a predicted model, not a curated record. Lineage: Eukaryota; Fungi; Chytridiomycota; Chytridiomycetes; Rhizophydiales.